Fusarium odoratissimum NRRL 54006 is the source of this 1455-nucleotide messenger RNA. RefSeq lists its product as uncharacterized. Lineage: Eukaryota; Fungi; Ascomycota; Sordariomycetes; Hypocreales; Nectriaceae. The coding region runs from base 1 to 1455 and encodes 484 amino acids. Gene Ontology annotation, biological process: transmembrane transport. The record is from RefSeq and is a predicted model, not a curated record. Gene Ontology annotation, cellular component: membrane. Gene Ontology annotation, molecular function: transmembrane transporter activity. The transcript is spliced from 3 exons.
AUGUCUGUCGCCAAACAAAAGAAGUGGUAUCACAUCCAGUGGUACUCUGAUACAGAUACACCGGAAGAACGCAAGUUUAUUAUUAAGCUUGAUCUUCUUAUUGUUCCGUAUGCUGUGAUAGCUUAUUGGGUAAAGUACAUUGAUCAGUCCAACCUGAACAAUGCAUAUGUUGCGGGUCUCAAAGAGGACCUGGGCUUCAAAGGCAAUGAACUCGUUCAACUACAAACAUUCUACAUCAUUGGCGCUGUCUUGGGCCAGAUCCCAUUCUUCUUCCUUCUCACUUACGUCCCCAUCCACUGGUUGAUCCCUGGCUUGGACGUCUGCUGGGGAAUUUUUACCCUACUGCAAUACCGAGUCAAUAGCUUCGCCGAACUGGCAGCUUACAGAUUCCUGGUCGGAUGGUUUGAAGCAGCUUUCUUCCCAACUAUGCACUACCUCUUUGGCUCAUGGUACAGGGGUAAUGAAAUUGCCAGAAGAGGAGGUAUCUUUUAUGUCGGUCUAUCUCUCGGAACACUUACUGCCGGUCUCAUUCAGGCUGGUGCUUCAGCUCGACUCGAUGGUGUGAAUGGAUUGGAGGGUUGGCGCUGGAUGUAUAUCAUCUGCGCACUGAUCACCAUUCCGGUUGGUAUUGCGGGAUACUUUGUUAUCCCAGGGACGCCUGAUCAGCCAAAUCGUCGAGUUUUGAAUCAGCAUGACAUUGAUGUUGGUGAGCAACGACUCAAGCGAGCGGGUCAUAGCAGUCACGGGAAGAUGAAGCUAGGACACCUGAAGAAGGUCGUUCUGUCGCCUCAGUUUUGGGGAAUCAUUCUUGUUGAUGUCCUAUUCUGGAACGCUGGAACUCAUAGUAGUUCUGGCUCAUUCCUUCUUUGGAUAAAGAGUUUGUCAAGGUACUCAAAGGCCAAGGUCAACGAGUUGGGUACCAUCGCACCAGCUCUUGGUAUAUUCUACACUCUCUUCGUUUGCUUUGCGUCAGAUCUUGUGUUGGGACCUGCUUGGGCUAUCACUGUUUCGACUGUCUGGAACGCCCUCGGACUUAUCAUCCUCACCAUCUGGAAUGUCCCAGAAUCAGCACUCUGGUUCGCAUAUUCGACCAUUUACGCGUCAGUCGCGCUGUCAAGUGUUCUUCAUGGCUGGGUCAAUACGCAGCUUCGAGCAUCCCCAGCUGAACGAUCUUUCACGCUUGUCUUGAUCAACGCUAUCUCCCAGUCGACAACAGCUUGGACACCUUUGCUUGUCUUCCCGACUGUCGAAGGACCUCGUUUCCCGAAGGGUUACCCAUUUGCAUUGGGAUGUGCUAUUGGUCUGCUCAUUGCGACACAUGCCCUUCACCUAUGGCUGAAGCAUCGAGAUCCUCAAGCUGAAGCCCCUACUCAGUUUUUGUCCGAGGAAACCGGUGAUAUUUCUUCCGAUACUGGAUCUAAGACUGCCAACUCCAAAACUGCAUCCGUCAACUAA